Molecule: messenger RNA, 2749 nt
Organism: Solanum pennellii
Lineage: Eukaryota; Viridiplantae; Streptophyta; Magnoliopsida; Solanales; Solanaceae
Exons: 9
Coding region: 1347-2687 (446 amino acids)
Source: RefSeq, a predicted model, not a curated record
AAAACUUUUGUCUCAAAGUAAAUGCUUGUUCUAAUACUAUGUAAUUUUAAUGGUAGAUUGUUAGGUCAUUUCAAGUCACUUAUAGGGAACAAAUCACAGGCAGAAGGAUGUAUAGCUGAAGGUCAAAAAAUUGAAGAAGCUCUAACUCUUUAUUCUCGUUAUUUUGAGGAUAUCGAAUCGAGGGUAAAUAGGCCUAAACGAGUAAAUGAUGAAACAAAUCAUGAUGAGGUUCCUGAAAGGUCAUCUAUGUUCCCUCGACAAGGUAAAGUUGUCGGAGGCUUCAUAACAUUUGCUUUGACUCAUUUGGAGAAAACUCAAGCUCAUCGAUAUGUAUUACUUAAUUGCGCUUCAGCAAAGCCAUUUAUUGAUGAAUUUAGGCAACACAUUAAAAGGAGUUCAAGAGGCAGAAAACCUUCGAUAACAGAGGUAGAAAAGAGAAUUAAUAGAGAGUUUACUGAUUGGUUUCCUAAGCGGAUAAUGAAUCCAGAUAUAGAAGACACAAUCUCUGAUGAUAUAAAGUUUUUAGCACAAGGUCCAGCGCCAUAUGCAAGAAGAUUCACUGCUUAUAACAUUAAUGGGUUCAAAUUUCGAACUUUGUCAAGAGAACAAGGAUUGAAAACUCAAAAUAGUGGAGUUUUUCUUAUGUCUAACACUUCUUGCGUUGCAUCUAGUGCUGAUAGAAAUGCAAGACAAGCAGAUUUGCCAUAUUAUGGGAAGUUGGAAGAUAUUAUUGAGCUUAACUAUUAUGGAAAGUUCAGGGUUGUGCUUUUCAAAUGCAAGUGGGCUGACACUACUCGAGAUAGAGGGUUUAAAAGAGAUGUUUGGAACUUUAAUUGUGUCAAUUUUUCUAAAUUGAUUCACACCGGUGAUCGUGAGGAUGAUGAUCCUUAUAUUGAAGCAUCACAAGCAAAUAUGGUUUUCUAUGUUGAUGAUGAAACAGAUAAAGAAUGGAGUGUAGCUAUACAUUUACAACCAAGAGAUGUGUUUGACAUGGGACAAGUUGAUGAAGAAGAGAUAUUUGAGAAUGAGCCCUACCAACAACAAGAAUUUGAAAAUUUUUUCGAUGUUGAUUAUGGAAAUGUCCAAAUCUCAACAGAGGAGCAUAUGUCGAACACACAUAGCAUGCUUUUUAGUUUUGGUGUAAAGGAAAAACUAUUUGUAUAUGCUAAUCACAUCACUCUUUUAUUAAGAUUUGAACUUUUCAUGUGUGUGUGGAUCUGGAUACAAAUUUCUUAUGAAAAUCUGCAGUCUUAUAACUGGAUGAACCAGUAAUCUUUACAAGUAUUGCAAUAACAGUAUUUUUUUUAAGAAUUUCUUAUUUAUCUUAUCUUUGGUUUAUUGUAGAAAUGGCAAAGACCAAGCGCUUGCAGAACUUGCAAAACUCAGUUCAAACACAACCUACAUUGUCAGUUCAGCCCAACGCACAACCAACCACAUCACAAUCGAUUUCAUCAGUUCAGGCGAAAAAACAGAUGACUUCCUCAGUUCAGGCUACAUCACAGCCGGUUCAGUCAACUCAGGCUGCAUCACAGUCUAUUUCCUCAAAUCAGGCUGUAUCACAUUCGACUUCAUCAAGUCAGGCCGAAUCACAACCGAAAUCAUUUAAGAAGCGUGUUGUUGGACGUGAGUCUACGGAGUAUUGGACCGUAGAAGCAAUAGAUUCAGAAGGAAACAAAAAGAAACUCAAAGUGAAAGUCAAAGAAGUGCUAAAUUUAUCUGGAGAAGAUCGUAUUGUGGUCAAUUUUGACUACCUGGAUUGUCCAUUUGGAGAAGCACAACCCCUUCUUUCUGGUUUUUGUGGAAUUUUAGCUGCUGAUUCGUCCUUAUUUCCAAUGCACUUUGACAAAUGGCCAAAUAUGCCUAUGUCAUACUUCGAUAGCGUCUUUGAUCAAAUCAUAGUGCCUCGAUUUUUUUUUGAGACAACCAACUUAGCUGCUCGACGAUAUGUUUAUAACUGUAUUUCAAAGAAGUGGAGUGCAAAUAGGUUGGACAUAUGGAAAGUGUUCAGUGAUCCACUUAAAAGCAAAACUCAGAUUAUGGAUAAUGUUCCACCUGGAAUUCCAAGAGAUCAGUGGACUUCUUAUGUUAAUUAUCGUUAUAAAAAAGAAACACAGGAAAUGUGCAACAGAAAUGCUGAAAGUCGAAAGAAACAAAUCAUUCCACACACAGGUGGAUCCAAAGCUAACUCUAGAAGAAGGGCUGAAAUGAUGGCUGAGACCGGUCAAAUGCCUGGGCGAGCAGAACUUUAUCUUGCUACUCAUAAGAAUGUAGAUGGAGCAUAUGUAAAUGAAGCGGCAAAAGUUAUCUGUGAAAAAAUUCAGCAAACUCUGAGUCAAAGCACUGUGGAUGAGUCUAUAAUAUCGCCAGAUGAUGCAGUUGGAAAAAUUCUAGGAAAAGAGCACUCUGGAAGGGUAAGGUGUUUGGGAUUAGGAGUUGUUCCCACUAGAGUUUUUAAACAAGCAAGACCUCGAUUCAGCGGUAUGAAUGCUUCGAGUGUUUCAUGUCCAUCCAAUUGCCAGGAGAACUACAAUAAAUUGUUGAAUUCUCACAUUCAAAUGAUGGCUGCUUUCAAGUCAUAUAUGAUAAUGAAAGAAGGGGCAUUACCAGAACAAUUUGUGGGGUUAUUUGCUCCUACUACUACAAUGCCAGGUGAUGUUAGUGAUAGUAAUCGUAGUGAACCCCGCUGAAGUUUCAUGAACAAUUGUAGAUCCUUUCUUGAGUUUGGAUGCUAGUGAUCUAAAGUUUAAGC